AUGUUCCCAGAUAGUUGGAAGUUAGCAGACGUGACCCCAGUUUUUAAAAAUGAUGAUCCAUCACUAGUUAACAAUUACAGACCUAUUUCUCUAUUAAGUCUCCUCUCAAAAACUUUGGAAAGGUGUGUUCACAAUCACUGUCUUGCCCACAUAUCUCCCCAAUUGUAUCGUAUGCAACAUGGCUUCUUGAAAGGAAGAUCUACCGUUACUCAACUUCUUGCGGUUUAUCAAGACACCAUUGAAGGCCUGGCUGAAGGUAAAGAAACGGACAUAAUCUAUUUGGACUUUAGCAAAGCUUUUGAUAAAGUGCCGCACUCUUCUCUUAUCAGAAAAUUACCUCUCUUCGGCAUAACAGGCGACUUAUUACUUUGGUUUAAAAGUUACCUCUCAGGAAGACACCAACGAGUUACCCUGCAAGGACUAUAGUCCGAAAGUCUUGAAGUUUAUUCCGGUGUCCCAUAAGGUUCUAUUCUAGGGCCACUCUUGUUCCUGGUUUAUAUAGAUGACCUGCCAGGGUACAUUAAAAAUAAGUCCAAGGUUGCCCUAUUUGCUGACGACUCCAAACUGUACAAGACAAUCUCAAAAUUAUCGGAUUCUGAAGCUCUUCAAGAAGACCUUUCCUGUCUUUCUGACUGGUGUAAAGAUUGGAAUAUGGACUUCAAUACAUCCAAAUGCAAGGCUCUAAACAUCUCCAAAAAGAAAUCCCCUACUGUACGGAAUUACCAGCUUAAUAACGAAUCACUGGUCACUGUUAAAGAGAUCACUGACUUGGGAAUUUCCAUCAAUGACAAGCUGCUCUGCUCCUCGCAUAUCGCUCAGAUAUCCAAACGAGCCAAUCGCACUUUGGGUCACGUGAAAAGAUUGUGCAGGUAUUUUCUGGAUUCCGAAAUCAGCAAACUCCUAUAUUGCCAAAUCGUACGCCCCAUAAUGGAAUAUGCAAGUGAACUCUGGUCACCAUACACCAUUAAAUACCAGAUGAUAUUGGAAAACGUGCAACGCAGGGCUACAAAAUUUAUAUUAAAUUAUCCUGACGAUCUCAAUUACAAACAGCGCCUCCUUAAGUUAUCCUUGUUACCUUUGGAGUAUAGAAGAGAUUCGAAAGGCAUGAUUCUUUUAUUCAAACACAGACUAUAAGCUUAAUAGUUCUAGAUCAUCCCUCCCUACAACAGUGCUCUGCCCAACAUCGUGUAAUUACCCGUAACUUUUCCUCCCUGAAUUACAAGACACAGCGAGCAACUCAAAAUUACCUAAAAUACUCCUAUUUCCACCGUGUCGUUUCCAUCUGGAACUCACUACCACUGGAUAUCAAAAGUUUAACAAACUUGGUAACUUUUAAAAAAGCUAUCUCAGACUAUUAUACGAUGAAACUUGAUUCUUAUAUUCUUCCAGACGAAAGACGUACUUAACUAAUUUUAGACUAAUUACUGUAAUAUAUUCCACUAAUUUAAUAUUUUAUCAUGUUUUUUAGCCAUCAGGGGUUUGAUGUCAAUUGGGGCUUUGCCCUGUUUCUUUCUCCUGUUGUCACUGUAAAGCUGAUAACUAAUUCAAUAAAUUCAAAUUCAAAUACUAGUUAA
Molecule: messenger RNA, 1574 nt
Organism: Paramuricea clavata
Lineage: Eukaryota; Metazoa; Cnidaria; Anthozoa; Malacalcyonacea; Plexauridae
Source: the annotation of a GenBank genome assembly